AUGGAGCCGCCCCACCCCCAGCUACCCGGAAUCAUAAGGCCGCCGCCGCCCUCCACCACCCCGACCACCGGCAACCUCAUUUCCCCCCUAUCCCCCGUCCUCUCUCCUCUCAUUUUCUCCCUACUCACCACAGCUCCCCCACCCCGCCGCCACCAGCCGCUCCUCCUCACCGUGGCGGCAUUAUCCUUGGCACCCCGGAGAUGGGACCCUCCACGCGCGCCUUGCUGGGGACGGGUUCGUUCUCCGCGCGCCGCUGGGGACUGGGUCCUCAGCUCGCGCUCCGCCGCCGGGGACUGGGUCCUUCACUCGCGCAAGCCGGAAGUGCUUCCGCAGCUGCCGCGGGGAUGGGGUCCUACGCACACGCACACCGCGGGGGACGUGGUCCUCUGUGUACUACAUGUUUUGGUAGUUUAUUUGGUUCCGAUUAGUGCCAAGGUGCUCACGAGGGUGUGCACGGGGAAGAUCCAGGUGCAGCAGAAGUGCAGGACCAGGACCACCCUCUCCCAAGUCAUGGAUCCAGGCGCUAAGAGUAACACAUCACAUCAAUACCUGGGCUCCGAUUCCUUUAUUUUUCUCUUGUAUAAGGAGUAUCUUGGCAAUAAUUGCUUUCUUAAUGCCAUCCUGCAGGCACUUGGCAGCUGUGAUAAUUUUGUUUCCUUUCUAGAUAAUCUGCUUGCAAUUGACGGCUUGCUACCUGAAGAAAAGGCUAAAAGAAUGCCUCUUCUUCUUGCUCUUAAGUUCUCUUGCAAGGUUGGGAACUGAAACUUGUCACAAUCAAGUAUCAAUGGCUUUGGUGGAUACUAUCAGCCUCAUGUGUUCAUUGGUUUGGAACCAAGUGUAUAUAAUAUGUAGGUGUAGCUGCAAUUGGAUGGUGAAUACAUUGCAUGAUAUGAUUUCCUGUGAUGAGAUUAAUUGGAUAGAUGUAGCCUCAAGUGUUUCUGCAUUUGUACUGUUUAUAGUGGAUAAAGCAUGUGAAUUUGUGAUGUAAAGAAUGGAUAAAACAUAUGCAUAUGUGAAUAUGUGAUGUAUAUGAGGGUAUAUUCUGUCA
Molecule: messenger RNA, 1048 nt
Organism: Panicum virgatum (switchgrass)
Lineage: Eukaryota; Viridiplantae; Streptophyta; Magnoliopsida; Poales; Poaceae
Exons: 7
Coding region: 1-762 (253 amino acids)
Source: RefSeq, a predicted model, not a curated record